This is a messenger RNA of Trematosphaeria pertusa, 3020 nucleotides long. RefSeq lists its product as uncharacterized. The record is from RefSeq and is a predicted model, not a curated record. Lineage: Eukaryota; Fungi; Ascomycota; Dothideomycetes; Pleosporales; Trematosphaeriaceae. Gene Ontology annotation, cellular component: nucleus. Bases 184 to 2805 code for a protein of 873 amino acids. Gene Ontology annotation, biological process: DNA-templated transcription; regulation of DNA-templated transcription. Gene Ontology annotation, molecular function: DNA binding; zinc ion binding; DNA-binding transcription factor activity, RNA polymerase II-specific. The transcript has 5 exons.
GCAUUGCAUGCUCAGGCUCCUCCGCCUCCACCAAGGCUGCCGUCGCCUUCGGUGCAGGCGUCCCCUCUGACCGCGCAACCAUCGCCCUCCACCGUGCAGGCGUCUCCUCUGACCACGCCACACUCUCUUCCUGCUGCCAACGGCAGCUCGGAAAGCCACAAGCGCAAGUCCGACCAGCCUCGCAUGAGGUCCUCCAUCGCAUGUACCAAGUGCCGCCGUAGCAAAGUCAGGUGCAACAACAACGGCGUGCACACGACAUGCGAGGCCUGCAAGAAAAACGGCAGAAUCUGCGAGUAUCCAUCAGGUGCCGGGGAGCCGUCCCAGCGAAGAGGGAGCAUAGCCGCCCACCAAGAUGCUUCUGGUGACCGACUGAAUGGAGAGGUGCCUCCUAAAAAGAAGAAACUGGCUCCUUCAUCGAGUGCUCGCGAUCAUCUGAAAGACAAACCUGCAACGCCUGAAGAUGCGCUCGACCCGCAACUAUUCACGCCGCAGAUCUGGACGCAGUUGUUUUCCAUUUUCGAGCAGCACUUCGCUACAGACCUGCCUUUCCUGCAUGCUCCCACCUUUCUCGAGAAACUACGACAAGUGGAUCUGUCGUCUCCGCUCGACAAUUCAUUUGCGGCAUUGCUUCUCGCAUUUCUCACCCUCACUGCUCCCUUCCAUGACGCCCUUGUCCAACAUUCGUGGCGGGGUUCAGGACGUCCCAAGACUCCUAUUGAGGUCUCCAAGAGAUAUGCAGAUGCUGCUCGUGCACGUCUCGACGAUAGCACGUUGAGCAAACCUACACUCGAAUCGACGCAAGCGCUCUUAAUGCUCGGCCUCCAUGAAUGGGGUCUAUGGCAAGGGGCUAAGGCUUUUUUGACAAUCGGCACAGCUAUUCGUUGCGCCCAACAACUUGGCUGCCAGUAUCAAGAUGAUCUAGACGACAUGCAGGCAUCCUGCGUAGAAACUCUCGACGCCGGAGACUCCGAACAACUAUCCAGAGAAGAGCGAUUCAUUCGAGAUGAGAUCAAACGCCGGACCUUUUGGAGUUGUUUCAUCAUGGACCGUUACUUGGGUAGCGGCAAGUAUCGCCCUCGAAUGGUCCAUGUCGGGGACCUACGUAUACAGCUGCCUUGCAGCGAGCGCGCUUUCAAUUUCGGACUCAAUGUGAAGACGAGGAAGUUACGCGAAACCGACGAGGAGUUUUGCAAACGGCGGGAGAAGUAUUCCCAGUCGAAGCGGCUCCGAAGCCCUGUUCUAGAGAAUGGAAAUGGGAUCCGGUUUGGCAACACUUCGGUACACAACGAUGACGCCGACGUUAAGUGGGAAGAUGAAAGUGACCAAGAGACUCUGUCAUGGUUUAUCAAAGCCUUGGAUAUCUGCGGGGACACUAUGCAGUGGGGUUGUACCGUCACCCGUCGAAACGAAGAAUUUGCACCAUGGGACACCUCGUCCAGCUUCUACAAGUUUGAAACGCGGCUUAACGACUUGAUCCGACAUCUCCCCGUCGAUCUUACCUUGAGCCCGUCCCGGACGAACGUCCACAUCAGUUCGCGCACGGCGAGGAGCUACGUGCUGUUGCAUAGUGCUAUCACACUUUGCACCAUCGCACUCCACCGAGAGUAUCUACAAUUCCUCCCAUUUGGCUGUUCCAAGCCUGAAGGCCCUAAAGACGGGCCUCUGCCGCCUGGACGGCCGGACGAAGGCAAUAAGUAUUGGGAAGACCGUGCGGAAAUAUUCUUCAAGGCUGUCAGAGACUUUCUCGACAUGAUGUCGCUUUGCAGACAGCGAGGUGUAUUAGUCGAGACCCCGCUUACCGGAUUUUGCGUGUACCAAGUCGUAUUCGUCGUGCUGUGGUGCGCUUUUUUCCCAAAGAUGGACCAGCACAACUACUUGUGCACAAAAGGCACUCGGAACGACCAACUUCUUGGAGACAACUGGGAAAGAGCUUGGGGGAUGUUAGACCAUAUGCGAGACAGACUACAAAUGGCCCGGGGCUGGUGCAAAACCAUUCACAGAUUGUUGGAAUUUCUCAAGAACGCGAAGAGGGAUUACUCUGCGUGGGUGGGCUCGCCGAAUACCAGCAGCUCCAUUGGUAGUGGACGCAGCCUCAAGGAUGGACUUACAGAGUAUAUGCCCUUUGAAAAAGAUCUUAAGGAGUUCGGCAAUCAUCAGAAGGACGUGGAUAGUGAAACCGGGGACGGCGAAAAGAUCUCGAUCGAUCUGCGACCCCACCUUGACGAGGCGAGCGAAUGCGGCAGCCCCCAUGCUUUCAAGAGCGAGGACGGAGAGACAAUCGAGGGUACUCCGGAGUCAGCAUCACAGGCUCCAGGCUUCACAGCUGUCAAUGGUAAUGGCUCCAUGAAGGCAAGCUCCGACAUUGGAACGCCAAAACCGACAAUCAGCCACUCGGGUGCUUAUGGGCCAGGAACUCAUGCUCCAACUCAAGUACUUCUGCACGGAUCCUACAGACCUAGUUUCACAUCACCCUCUGGUGAAGGCCCGCAUUAUCUACCAAUGGGCUAUCAACCGACCGCUGCGGAAUCCGCGCAACGAGCUACGGCGCACCUGAAUCACCAUAUACAGGAUCAACCUAUGGAAGACGCCUCGCUAACCGCGUAUCCCCAAAUGCGAGGACAGGAGCGUUUCGAGGCGUCCUAUGGAUAUGUGUUUGACAAUAUGGAUAUUGCCCAUUGGACAGGCGCCAGCGUGAGCCUUCGCGAAGGCAUACCCGGUGUGCGGGCCCAGCCGCAGUCAUUCAUGUAUGCCGUUCAGGAAGGACCACAUUCCUUGCCGUAUUAUCAGGGGGACACCGGCCAGUAGCUGAGCAUUCCCAAGCUGGUAAGUUGCAUCGCCCUCGACUCCAGACAUUUUCGGCCCUCACGUCUGGCCAAUAUGUAUUAUUAUUUGCAGCAUCCGGUACCGUUCGGUUUUCAUAGAUGUCCUCAAUAUCGGCGGUAUUCAAGCUCUUGUUUUCUCAUCUUGCCAUGACGAAGGCAGCAGUUAUUCCGGCAGCUGUUCUUGCACCAAGGAGGACU